Messenger RNA from Callorhinchus milii (elephant shark), 2944 nucleotides. RefSeq names its product ELAV-like protein 1. The coding region runs from base 250 to 1770 and encodes 506 amino acids. The transcript has 9 exons. Gene Ontology annotation, cellular component: ribonucleoprotein complex. The record is from RefSeq and is a predicted model, not a curated record. Lineage: Eukaryota; Metazoa; Chordata; Chondrichthyes; Chimaeriformes; Callorhinchidae. Gene Ontology annotation, molecular function: RNA binding.
GGUGCGCGCGCAGCUGCCGGAGCGCGCGGUUGACUUUGUUUGAUUUUAACGGUUUUUUCCCCUCUCUCUCCUCCUCCUCCUCCCCCCCGAGGCCGGACUUUCCCCUCACCCUCAGCCCCUGGGGCCGGGAUACGCCGCCACCGAGACCCCUCUCCCCCUUCCCCCCUCCCCACCCCCCACAUUCUCUCCCUCCCACCGACUCAGCAUCCAUUUUGGGGAGUAAUAUACAAGUGAGAUUUUGUUUGUGAAAUGUCAAACGACUCCUCUUGCUACGGUAACGGUUACCAAGGAGAACUCGAUCUCAUGGCUGAGGAAUGCAAGGAUCACGGGGAUGACAAUGCGAGAACCAACUUAAUUGUCAACUACCUGCCUCAGAACAUGACGCAGGAUGAGCUGCGAAGCCUUUUUGGUAGCAUAGGAGAGGUGGAGUCUGCCAAACUGAUCCGCGACAAGGUCGCAGGACACAGCCUUGGAUACGGGUUUGUGAAUUAUGUGGACCACAAAGAUGCGGAGCGAGCCAUUAACACACUCAAUGGUCUGAGGCUCCAGUCAAAAACUAUAAAGGUUUCCUAUGCCCGACCAAGCUCCGAUAGCAUCAAGGAUGCAAACCUGUACGUGAGCGGGCUGCCAAAAACGAUGACGCAAAAAGAUUUGGAACAGCUCUUCGGACGCUAUGGUCGCAUCAUUACAUCCCGUGUCCUUGUUGACCAAGUAUCAGAUUUUGUUUGUGAAAUGUCAAACGACUCCUCUUGCUACGGUAACGGUUACCAAGGAGAACUCGAUCUCAUGGCUGAGGAAUGCAAGGAUCACGGGGAUGACAAUGCGAGAACCAACUUAAUUGUCAACUACCUGCCUCAGAACAUGACGCAGGAUGAGCUGCGAAGCCUUUUUGGUAGCAUAGGAGAGGUGGAGUCUGCCAAACUGAUCCGCGACAAGGUCGCAGGUAAGGACCAUAAAGGACACAGCCUUGGAUACGGGUUUGUGAAUUAUGUGGACCACAAAGAUGCGGAGCGAGCCAUUAACACACUCAAUGGUCUGAGGCUCCAGUCAAAAACUAUAAAGGUUUCCUAUGCCCGACCAAGCUCCGAUAGCAUCAAGGAUGCAAACCUGUACGUGAGCGGGCUGCCAAAAACGAUGACGCAAAAAGAUUUGGAACAGCUCUUCGGACGCUAUGGUCGCAUCAUUACAUCCCGUGUCCUUGUUGACCAAGUAUCAGGUAUGUCCAGGGGAGUUGCUUUUAUUCGUUUUGACAGGAAAUCUGAGGCCGAUGAAGCUAUAAAGAAUCUGAAUGGGCACAAACCACCCGGUGCUGUGGAGCCAAUUACAGUGAAACUUGCAGCCAAUCCCAACCAGAAAACGAACGCAUCCCUGCUGGCACAGUUAUACCAUUCACCAGCAAGGCGGUUCCCAGGACCACUCCACCAUCAGGCACAGCGAUUCAGGUUUUCACCGAUGAGUGUUGACAAUAUGAGUAGUUUGUCGGGUGUGAGCGUUGGUGGUCACAAUCCAUCCGGCUGGUGCAUCUUCAUCUACAACCUGGGCCAAGACGCGGACGAGGGGAUCCUCUGGCAGAUGUUUGGCCCAUUCGGAGCUGUGACCAAUGUGAAAGUUAUACGCGAUUUCAACACCAACAAAUGCAAAGGGUUCGGCUUUGUAACCAUGACAAACUAUGAAGAGGCUGCCAUGGCCAUUGCUAGCCUGAAUGGCUAUCGCCUCGGAGACAAAAUCCUUCAAGUCUCCUUCAAAACCAGCAAGUCACACAAGGCGUAAUAUAAAGCUUGUGCGUGUUUGUAAGCAUUUGAUUAGAAAUACACUGCUGAAAGGUGAAUAAGUCCACUAGUGUAAUACAACUCUUAUUGUUGUGACAGAAGUGUUUUGUCUACCAUUCUAGAAGAAUAAGUGAAAAGGAUUUUUUUUAUAUUAUUAGUACUCUGGGAUGCAACUAACAUGAAAUGUUCAAAUGUUUGAUACCUUUCCUUUCAUAUCUCUUUUCCCCCACACCCCAGAAGCUCUGAGGGGACGUCCAGAACAGUGUAGAAAUUUCUAAGAUUUUGAAGUAAUAUUACUUUAAUAUGCACACUAUUCAGUAGUCAUUCCUUUUUCAAAUAACUAUUUAGUUGUACAACUAGCAGUUCUUGUUUGGAUGCUGUUUCCAUUUGGGAAAAGUUUCAUAAAUGCAUGAAUCACAUUGCCAGUUAGUCAUCCCACUUGAAUUAAAAUCUGCUCGAUUUGUGCCCAUAAACUUAAUACUCACGCCAUUAAAUCCAUCGAAAUUGUAAGCCGUGUUCUCGAUAGGAUCUUGUAAAUACUGUAAAUGUCACUUAUUUCCUCCCAAGUUUUCAUGAAAUAUGGAGGCAGUCAAAGUUUUGGAAAGUUAAUUUCUGAGGAAAGCAUUAACAAUAUAUAGGGGAAAGGCUUCAGCUGUGAGCUGAUUAUAAUGCAAAAUUAGGAAUUUACAGUAUAAGUAUAUAGAGCAGGUGCUUUGUUAGUUUUAACACAGUUGCCAAAGUUUCAUCUGGGAAGACUAGAUUUGGAAAGCAUAAUGCAAUGCAUGAUUGAUUCUGCACGUAAUGCAGUCAUUUUGAAUGUUUAGAACUUUUGAACAUUUGCCAGUUUGUUGCACCCCUUCUAGUGAACUCCAUUGCAUAUUUUUUUUAAAAAAUAACUUUUUUUUGUUUUUUUGCAUAAUUGACAUGCUAAGCUGGGAUAAUGCGUCAGAAUAGAAAGUACUUAAAUGUUUUUCAUACAGGUUAGCUGUCAACACAAAGCUUUGUUAAAAUAGAUUUAAAGAAAACUAAUCUAAACGUUUUUUUCAAACUGCCUUUGAACUUCAUUAAUGUUCUGUUAUUAUAUAAUUUCUUUUCAUUUUGUUUCCUUUGUUUUGUUUGACAAUUGAUUUUACUUUUGCAUUUAUGAUCAUUAAAUUUGUUUUGUUUUGCUCCAA